AUGUGGAGCAGAUGGCUAUUGACUGGCUGACAGGAAACUUCUACUUUGUGGAUGACGUGGACGACCGGAUCUUUGUGUGUGACAAGGACGGACAGACGUGUGUCACCCUGCUGGACCAGGAGCUGUACAACCCCAAGGGCAUCGCCCUGGACCCCACUAUGGGGUGAGGACACGCACAGUCACACACACACACAGUCACACUCCAAACGCGCGCACACACACACACAUUUGCAUAGGCUGCAUACACACACGCACGCCCACAGACUGCGUAUGGCUCCGUGUUUUGUCUUUUAAGUUAUGUCUUAUAUCAAUCCAUCACCACACAUGAAGUUCCCUCCAAGGAAAUAAAGGUUAUUUGAAUUGAAUAGAUUUACACACCUGCAAAAUCAUAUUAGCAUUUUACAUAUGCACACAUUCACACUUACAAACAAACACUCUUCAAUGCCCCCAUUUGUUGGUCAAGGUUGGAUGUGCAUGUCCUUGCAUGUACCAAGUGAGUCAGGGAUAUUCACACUGCAGUCUGUCUGUCCUCCCUCCUUUAUCCCAUGGGAACAGACCAAUGUCCCACAGCACGUGUGCUUUAACACGGCAUAACAGUCCCAUGAGAGGCCCAAUAUUUGGGCCACAGUAGUCUGUCAUUGUUACACAACCCAAAACAAUGGGCUGGGGGUGGGUUGAGGGUCGGAGGGUUCCAGUUUUCCCAAACACUUGGAAGUGAUUGGUCCGUGGGCUGCUGACUGCAAGUUUGGGGGAGCAGUAAUUUAGUGCAGAUGUUUCAUUUGUGUUGUUCAGCCCUGAGCCCCUGAGCGCUCCCAAAUCCUGCCUUUUCACUGUUUUUCUAUAGUCAUGUUUUUAUUUCAGCCCUGCCGUUAAUGACGGGUCUCGAAACUCAAUUCCAAAAGGGGUUGUGUGUGUGUGUGUGUGUGCUCUCCAUGUGUAUACGUGUCUCUGUUUGUGUGCGUGCGUUCAUGUGCAAGUAUUUGUUUUUCAUUCCAACCAAUUUCCAGUGCUAUAAUUGACUGUGCAGUAAUAUACUCUGGUACAUUUAUUUCCCCUGCCUGAUGUUGUCCAGCUACUAUAAUGUUUUUGGCUGUAGUUUAGAGAUUAUAUACAGUGGGGAAAAAAAGUAUUUAGUCAGCCACCAAUUGUGCAAGUUCUCCCACUUAAAAAGAUGAGAGAGGCCUGUAAUUUUCAUCAUAGGUACACGUCAACUAUGACAGACAAAAUGAGAAAAAAAAAUCCAGAAAAUCACAUUGUAGGAUUUUUUAUGAAUUUAUUUGCAAAUUAUGGUGGAAAAUAAGUAUUUGGUCAAUAAAAAAAGUUUCUCAAUACUUUGUUAUAUACCCUUUGUUGGCAAUGACACAGGUCAAACGUUUUCUGUAAGUCUUCACAAGGUUUUCACACACUGUUGCUGGUAUUUUGGCCCAUUCCUCCAUGCAGAUCUCCUCUAGAGCAGUGAUGUUUUGGGGCUGUCGCUGGGCAACAUGGACUUUCAACUCCCUCCAAAGAUUUUCUAUGGGGUUGAGAUCUGGAGACUGGCUAGGCCACUCCAGGACCUUGAAAUGCUUCUUACGAAGCCACUCCUUCGUUGCCCGGGCGGUGUGUUUGGGAUCAUUGUCAUGCUGAAAGACCCAGCCACGAUUCAUCUUCAAUGCCCUUGCUGAUGGAAGGAGGUUUUCACACAAAAUCUCACGAUACAUGGCCCCAUUCAUUCUUUCCUUUACACGGAUCAGUCGUCCUGGUCCCUUUGCAGAAAAACAGCCCCAAAGCAUGAUGUUUCCACCCCCAUGCUUCACAGUAGGUAUGGUGUUCUUUGGAUGCAACUCAGCAUUCUUUGUCCUCCAAACAUGACGAGUUGAGUUUUUACCAAAAAGUUAUAUUUUGAUUUCAUCUGACCAAAUGACAUUCUUCCAAUCCUCUUCUGGAUCAUCCAAAUGCACUCUAGCAAACUUCAGACGGGCCUGGACAUGUACUGGCUUAAGCAGGGGGACACGUCUGGCACUGCAGGAUUUGAGUCCCUGGCGGCGUAGUGUGUUACUGAUGGUAGGCUUUGUUACUUUGGUCCCAGCUCUCUGCAGGUCAUUCACUAGGUCCCCCCGUGUGGUUCUGGGAUUUUUGCUCACCGUUCUUGUGAUCAUUUUGACCCCACGGGGUGAGAUCUUGCGUGGACCCCCAGAUCGAGGGAGAUUAUCAGUGGUCUUGUAUGUCUUCCAUUUCCUAAUAAUUGCUCCCACAGUUGAUUUCUUCAAACCAAGCUUCUUACCUAUUGCAGAUUCAGUCUUCCCAGCCUGGUGCAGGUCUACAAUUUUGUUUCUGGUGUCCUUUGACAGCUCUUUGGUCUUGGCCAUAGUGGAGUUUGGAGUGUGACUGUUUGAGGUUGUGGACAGGUGUCUUUUAUACUGAUAACAAGUUCAAACAGGUACCAUUAAUACAGGUAACGAGUGGAGGACAGAGGAGCCUCUUAAAGAAGAAGUUACAGGUCUGUGAGAGCCAGAAAUCUUGCUUGUUUGUAGGUGACCAAAUACUUAUUUUCCACCAUAAUUUGCAAAUAAAUUCAUAAAAAAUCCUACAAUGUGAUUUUCUGGAAUUUUGUUUCUCAAUUUGUCUGUCAUAGUUGACGUGUACCUAUGAUGAAAAUUACAGGCCUUUCUCGUCUUUUUAAGUGGGAGAACUUGCACAAUUGGUGGCUGACUAAAUACUUUUUUCCCCCACUGUAAUAUUAGUACGCUGAUAUAUAUUUUUGUCAUGUACACUGUGUUUUUGUAAAUUAGCGAAAACAACAAACCUAGGAAUUGCUUUGUAUUACACUGUUUGUUUGAUUCUCUUUUUCGAGAGCAUGUCCAAGACAGUUAGAUAGUUUCCUCCUGUUUAGGAAACCCAGUGAGAGGCACGGUAAACAAGCUUUAAGGAACAAGCCACAAUAGAACAUAAAAUGUUCUGGUUAGGCCCAGGAGGUGUUCCUUUGACCUUGUGACCUGACCAGGACAAACUGUUACCACAUUCAGAUAUUCCUCCAUAUAAAACCUAAUGAAGGUAAUAAGGGGUAUUCAACUACAGAGCCAAGAUGUUAUAACAACAGAGUUUUCCCUACAUUUUUCUAAAUAGGAAUUUAUCAAUUCACCUGUCAAUCAAUCAAUCAAUCACUCUGUCAAAAAGCUGUCUCUCCUCUCCCGCAACUCUUCCCUAGGUUGUUGCUGUAAAUGACAACAUACUCAUGCUCAGUUAACUUACCUGCUAAAAUAAGUUUGGAAUAAAACAGAAUCACUCACUCUUGUCUAUAAUCAUCUCCCUCCCCUCGUCUUCUCCCACAGUAAGGUGUUCUUCACAGACUACGGUCAGAUCCCCAAGGUGGAGCGUUGUGACAUGGAUGGUCAGAACCGGACUAAGCUGGUGGACAGUAAGAUUGUGUUCCCCCACGGUAUCACCCUGGACCUGGUCAGCAGGCUGGUCUACUGGGCCGACGCCUACCUGGACUACAUAGAGGUGGUGGACUACGAAGGCAAGAACAGACACACCAUCAUACAGGGGCUGCUGGUGAGGACACACACACACACACACACACAUACAUACAUACAUACAUACAUACAUACAUUACAUUUUACAUUUUAGUCAUUUAGCAGAUGCUCUUAUCCAGAGCGAGUUACAGGAGCAAUUAGGGUUAAGUGCCUUGCUCAAGGGCACAUCGACAGAUUUUUCACCUAGUCUGCUCGGGUAUUAGAACCAGCGACCUUUCGGUUACUGGCACAACGCUCUUAACCACUAAGCUACCUGCCAUACAUACACACACACACACACACACGGACACACACGGACGGACACACAGACACACGGACGGACACACAGACACACGGACGGACACACAGACACACGGACAGACACACACACGGACGGACACACAGACACACGGACGAACACACAGACAGACGGACGAACACACAGACACACGGACGAACACACAGACAGACGGACGAACACACAGACAGACGGACGAACACACAGACAGACGGACGAACACACAGACAGACACAACAACAACAGAACGACGACACACACAGACAGACGGACGAACACACAACAACGGACGAACACAGCACAGACAAGACGGACGAACACACAGACAGACGACGACACACACAGACGCGACCACACGACACAGAAACCACAUACAGACGGACAACAACAGACACAGACACACAGACAGACGACGACGAACACACAAAGAACGAACACACAGCACACACGGAACGAACACACCACGGACGAACAGACAGACAGGAACACACACGACGAGCAACGCACGACGGACGACAGACGGACGACGACACACUACGACACAGACGGGAACAGACGGACGAACAGACGGACAGACGAACGAACACACACACACAGACAGACAGACGAACAGACGAGAACACAGCGCCACACGACAGGACCACACUACACGAACACACAGACAUGAACCACAACACACGAACACACGAACACACAGACAGACGAACACACGAACACACGAACACACAGACAGACGAACACACGAACACACAGACAGACGAACACACAACAGACACAACAACGAACACACACAACAACGAACACACACAGACAACAGACACACAACACACGAACACACAGACAGACGAACACACAGACAGACGAACACACAACAGACACAACACAGACACACACACAACAGACACACGACACACACACAGACAAACGAACACACAACAACGAACACACAGACAACGAACGACACACAACACGACAACGAACACACAACACACAGAACACGAACACACACAACAACAACACAACGAACAACACCGAACACACACAACGACAACAACAACGAACACGACCACAGAACACGAAACAACACACAACGAAAACACAACACAACAACAACAACCACGAACACACGAACACACAACACAACAACAACACCUAAACACACAACCAAGACCACACAAAGAACACACAACACAACUAACACAACACACGACAACGACAAAACACACAACCACAGACGAACACGACAACAGAAACACACAACACCAACAACGAACACAACAUAACAACGAAACACACGAACACACAGACAGACGAACACACGAACACACAGACAGACGAACACACACACACACGACACACACAACUAACACAACCGAACCAACACAACGAACACACAAGACAGACAACACACGAACACACACAACAGACAACGACAACACACGAACACCACAACAACACACAACCAACACACAACACACGAACACACACAACACAAACAAACACCACAAACACACAACACACAGACAACACACACGACACAAACACAGACACCAACAACGACACACAACACGAACACACCAUAACACACGAACACACAACAACGAACACACAACAACACACGAACACCACAAACAAACACACGACACAGAACCACACACACAGAACACACACACAAAACCGACACAGACGACAACACACACACACACACACAGACAGACAACGAACACACAAACAACAAACACAACAGACAACCACACACAACACCAACGAACACACAGACACGAACAACACACACAGAACAGACGAACACACAGACAGACGAACACACAACACAGACACACACACACAAACAACAACACGAACACACACAACCAAGACAAACACACAACAGACAGACAACACACAGAACAACACGAAACAACACAACAGACAAACCACACACACAACCACACACGAACACACAACGAACACACAAACAAUACAGAAACACAAACGAACAACAACAGUAACACACAACACACAGACAACACAAAACACACAACAACGACACAAACCACGCAACACACAGACAACUAACACACAACCAAGCAAACAGACAAACAAAAACACAUAACAAACACCACAACCCACAGACUAACACACAACAACGAACACAAAACGAACACACGAACCAACAACACACACACAACUACACAAACACACACGAACACAACAACCAACACACACACAACAGACAACACACACAAACGACAACCACAAACGAACACACACGAAACCAACAACAACAACACAACAUACAACACACUACAACACAGACAACACACAUGACACAAAACACACAGAAAACACAAACACAAAACACACAUACACACAACACAGACAACUAACACACACGAACAACACACACAACUAACACGCAACAACUAACAACGAACCAUACAAUAACACAAGACACAAACACACACAACACAACAACUAACACACUAACACACAAAACGAACACAAACACAACAACAACACAAACAACAACAACAACACAAAUAACAACUAAACGACACAUACAACACACACAGACUAACACACAGACGACAACCAAACACAACAGACCAACAACACACAAAUACUAACACACAACAACAGACAUAACACACAACAAACAUAACAUACACACACACACAACAACACACAACAAACACACAGACACGAACACACAACACACAGACACAACACACAACAACAACACACAACACAACAACACAGCAACAUACAACCAACAACUAAACAGCACACCACACACAACAACCCACACACACACAACACACUAAACACACUAACACACGAACACACAACCACACAACGACGAACACAACACACUAACACACAGACCAACACACCACUAAAACACCACACAGACAACACACAACAACACACACAGACAGACACACACACAACAACUAGACAACCACAGACACACACAAACAACAAACAACAAAGAACAACACAAACGAAAACCCAACAACACAGACAUACAACACACAAACACACCACAACAACAACAACAAAAACAACACACAACAACACACAUAACACACAACACACAAACGACACUAAGACUAACACAACGAUAACACACAUCAACAUACAACGAACACAACAACAACAACACCACAGACACAAUAACACACAGACAAAACAACACAACAACAAGACCACAUACGACGAACAACAUAAACAACAAACAAUCAAACAACAAAAACAGACACCUACACCCCACACACGACUAACACUCCAGAACCAAGACACACAAGCUAGACACUAAAGAACAGCACAACCCACACAUACACACCAGACUAACCUCACACCAACCUACAAACAAGGACAAGGACCAAAACAACAUAACAAACUAGAAAUACACAAGCAGACACACACAAAAACAAACAAAAAAACAACCACAAAAAAAGCAAAACCAGAAACAAAACAACCUCACACCACACCGACCAACAGAACACGAGAAGACAAACAAUAAACCAAAGAGACCAUCGAACCACCCACAGCAACGUCUACCUCUAGACCACACUAGCGGAAUCAAACUAAACAAGAAGAACAUAACACACAAACACAAAGUAUAGUCAAAAUGACAUACAGCCCUACAGAACGCCCAGCGAACGUAAAACCCACACAGACAAGAACACACACACACACAAGAACAGACACACUAUCAUUCAGGGCCUGCUGUUGAGCUCAUCAACCCUUGACUGUCUGGAAGCUAGCACACUUCUUCAGGGUUCUGGAAGGGAGCAAUUAAGAGGGUUUAACAUUUUGGAAUGUUGCAGAUUGUUAAUGUUGUGUAGAGCAGAUGGACAUCUCCAUGUAGAGUAAAGUAAAAUCAAAUCAAAUACAACAGGUGUAGACCUUACAGUGAAAUGCUUACUUACAAGCCCUUAACCAACAAUGCAGUUUUAAGAAAGAAUACCAAAAAAAAUCACACAAAAAAAUAAAAAAUAAAAUAAUACAAAAUAAAAGUAACAAAUAAUUAAAGAGCAGCAGUAAAAAUAACAAUAGCGAGGCUAUAUACAGGGGGUACCGGUACCGAGUCAAUGUGCGGGGAUACCGGUUAGUCAAGGUAAUAUGUACAUUUAGGUAGAGUUAUUCAAGUGAAUAUGCAUAGAUAAUAAACAGAGAGUAGGGGGCAAUGCAAAUAGUCUGGGUAGCCAUUUGAUUAGAUGUUCAGGAGUAAUAAUAAUAAUAAUAAUAAUAAUAAUAUGCCAUUUAGCAGACGCUUUUAUCCAAAGCGACUUACAGUCAUGCGUGCAUACAUUUUUGUGUAUGGGUGGUCCCGGGGAUCGAACCCACUACCUUGGCGUUACAAGCGCCGUGCUCUACCAGCUGAGCUACAGAGGACCAGGAGUCUUAUGGCUUGGGGGUAGAAGCUGUUUAGAAGCCUCUUGGACCUAGACUUGGCGCUCCGGUACCGCUUGCUGUGCGGUACCAGAGAGAACAGUCUAUGACUAGGGUGGCUGGAGUCUUUGACAAUUUAUAGGGCCUUCCUCUGACACCGCCUGGUAUAGAGGUCCUGGAUGGCAGGAAGCUUGGCCCCCGUGAUGUACUGGGCCAUACGCACUACCCUCUGUAGUGCCUUGCGGUCGGAGGCCGAGCAGUUACCAUAACAGGCAGUGACGCAAACAAUCAGGAUGCUCUUGAUGGUGCAGCUGUAGGACUUUUUGAGGAUCUGAGGACCCAUGCCAAAUCUUUUCAGUCCUGGUAAUCCGUCUGUUGUUGUGAAUGUUGACCUGUUUAAAGGUCUUACUCACAUCGGCUACAGCGAGCGUGAUCACACAGUCGUCCGGAACAGCUGAUGCUCUCAUGCAUGUUUCAGUGUUGCUUGCCUCGAAGCGAGCAUAGAAGGAAUUUAGCUCGUCUGGUAGGCUCGUGUCACUGGGCAGCUCGCGGCUGUGCUUCCCUUUGUAGUCUGUAAUAGUUUGCAAGCCCUGCCACAUCCGACGAGCAUCGGAGCCGGUAUAGUACGAUUCGAUCUUAGUCCUGUAUUGACGCUUUGCCUGUUUGAUGGUUCGUCGGAGGGCAUAGCGGAAUUUCUUAUAAACGUCCAGGUUGGAGUCCCGCUCCUUGAAAGCGGCAGCUCUACCCUUUAGCUCAGUGCGGAUGUUGCCUGUAAUCCAUGGCUUCUGGUUGGGGUAUGUAUGUACAGUCACUGUGGGGACGACGUCAUAUGCACUUAUUGAUGAAGCCAGUGAUUGAUGUGGUGUACUCCUCAAUGCCAUCGGAAGAAUCCCAGAACAUAUUCCAGUCUGUGCUAUGAAAAACAGUCCUGUAGCUUAGCAUCUGCUUCAUUUGACCACUUUUUUUAUUGACAGAGUCACUGGUGCUUCCUGCUUUAGUCUUUUGCUUGUAAGCAGGAAUCAGGAGGAUAUAAUUAUGGUCAUAUUUGCCAAAUGGAGGGAGAGUUUUGUACGCAUCUCUAUGUGUGGAGUAAAGGUGGUCUAGAGUUUUUUCCCCCUCCGGUUGCACAUUUAACAUGCUGAUAGAAAUGAGGCAAAACGGAUGUACAUUUCCCUGCAUUAAAGUCCCCAGCAACUAGGAGCGCCGCCUCUGGAUGAGCGUUUUCCUGUUUGCUUAUGGCCGUAUACAGUUAAUUGAGUGCAGUCUUAGUGCCAGCAUCGGUUUGUGGUGGUAAAUAGACAGCUACGAAGAAUAUAGAUUAAAACUCUCUUGGAGGUCCUCUGUAGCUCAAUUGGUAGAGCAUGGCGCUUGUAACGCCAGGGUAGUGGGUUCGAUCCCCGGUACCACCCAUACGUAAAAAUGUAUGCACACAUGACUGUAAGUCGCUUUGGAUAAAAGCGUCGGCGAAAUGGCAUAUUAUAGAUAGUGUGGUCUACAGCUUAUCAUGAGAUACUCUACUUCAGGCGCGCAAAACCUUGAGACUUCCUAAGAUAUCGUGCACCAGCUGUUGUUUACAAAUAUACAUAGACCGCCACCCCUUGUCUUACCAGAGGCUGCUGUUCUAUCCUGCCGAUACAGUGUAUAACCCGCCAGCUGUAUGUUAUUCAUGUCUUCGUUCAGCCACGACUCGGUGAAACAUAAGAUAUUCUAGUUUUGAAUGUCCCGUUGGUAGGAUAUACGUGCCUGUAGUUCGUCCACUUUAUUAUCCAGUGACUGUAAGUUGGCCAAUAGUAUCAAUGGCAAAGGCAGAUUAGCCACUCAUCGCCGGCUCCUUAUCAGUCACCCCGAUCUCCUUUUCUUUCUACUGCGAAUGACGGGGAUGAGGGCCCUGUCGGUUGUCUGGAGCAAAUCACUCUCACCGGACUCAUUAAGGAGCUGUAAACUUUACAUUCAUAGUUAUCCAAACAGUUCAAUCUUAAAUGCAAGGUAAAUACUUGGAACUAAAUGCCCCCCUUUUUGUCUGUAAACCUAUGUAGAGAUUCCUGUGUUUUCUCUCCUGUGAGGAUCCUUUCUCCCCUGCUGUUGUAGUAGUUUGUAGACCAGUGAGCUAUGGCCAGAGAGCAGGGGGUGGACAGUAGCCUUUUCAUUAGAGUGCUGAUUAAUAGGAGUUUAGGCUGAGCUCUGGUCAGUGUAGUGGCUGGCAUGGCCAAGCGCCUUUUAAACCUGUUAGCAGGGCUUUUAGCGCUAGCUGUCUCUGUCUGCAUAAGUAAUAGCCUUCAUUUACUCACUGGGCCUGGGGGCAUAGACAUGUACACACACACACACAAAGCCCCUUCAUUUGUCUAUGGGGGUCUGUGUGUCUGUGUGUGUGUGUGUGCCAGAUAGCCAUCAGUAGCAGUUUAAAGUCCAUGGAUGGUUAUUGAUGGUGAGGGUAUGGGCUGUAUUGCAGAGAGUAUGAGUGUUUAUCCCUGCCCUGCCUGAUCACUGAUAGGCCGCCUACGUCUAUGUGACGUUAGUGCUGUUUACUGGGACAUUAAGCCUGGCUUUCUUCUCACAGAUGAAUGUGUGUUUGUUUAGGCCUGUUAGAGUGCAUUAAGUAAAAUGGAGCCCUGUGUCAUGCAAAAGGUCAUGUUUAGAUUUCUGAAGCGGCUUUGUGGUUGGGUUCAUCAUACUGAGUGAAUGGGAAUGUUGCAUUGAUUGUGAUUUUAUUUCGGGUUUUGCGUCACUCAUUCUCCUCCCUCUUUUUCUCUUCUCUUCCCUCCCUUAUUCUCUCUCUCUCUCUCUCUCUCUCUCUCUCUCUCUCUCUCUCUCUCUCUCUCUCUCUGUCUCUCUCUCUCUGUGUGUGUGUGUCAGAUUGAGCACCUGUAUGGUCUGACAGUGUUUGAGAACUACCUGUAUGCCACUAAUUCGGACAACGCCAACAUGCAGCCGAAGACCAGUGUGAUCAGAGUGAACCGCUUCAACAGCUCUGACUACCAGGUGGUGACCCGCGUCGACAAGGGAGGAGCCCUGCACGUCUACCACCAGAGACGCCAGCCCCCAGGUAACUGUUGUAAUAGGUUUCUGUAUUUUAUGCUGGGCAUUUUGUCAAAUCAGUUCUAUAUUGAACCCACAGACAUAGUGGUAUAGUUGAAAUUCAGUUGAAUACUAAGACAUGUCCUCCUCUCCUAUCGUCCAGUGCGUAGCCAUGCGUGUGAGCCAGACCAGUUUGGGAAGGCAGGAGGCUGCUCUGAUAUUUGUCUGCUGGGGAACAGCCAUAAGACCCGCACCUGCCGCUGUCGCUCCGGCUUCAGCCUGGGGAGUGACGGAAAGUCCUGCAAGAGUAAGUACCACACAGCCAAUCUCCUCUCAGAUACUCCACAGCACAGCCAAUCUCCUCUCAGAUACUCCACUGCACAGCCAAUCUCCUCUCAGAUACUCCACAGCACAGCCAAUCUCCUCUCAGAUACUCCACAGCACAGCCAAUCUCCUCUCAGCUACUCCACAGCACAGCCAAUCUCCUCUCAGAUACUCCACAGCACAGCCAAUUAUCUGUUAGGCACUUUUACAACCCAAGCCAAUCCGCUUUAAGAUGCUUAAUUAUAUCUGCUCUGAGAUACAACAACACAGCCAACCCAUUCCUACAUACUAUAGUCUACAGCACAGCCAAUGCGCUUCCAGAUACUUUCAAAAGUUGAUAUCACAGCCAAUCCACUUUCAGCUCCUCCAAUCAGCUCCUUCACAACUCUAGCUAUCCACUCCUCCUCUGUGGCGGUCUCUUUGGGCAGCUUAAUCUCCUCAUGUCUGAGCAGUAGAAAUCCUCUGACUCACCUGACAUUGACAGCCAACCUCCCUAAUCAAUGUCUACAUGCCUGAAGCCCCACUGUAACUUUAAACCAGAGGCAGAGAUUGAUUCUGUUAUUGAACCUGUGCCAAGGUCAGUGAAGGUUGAAUCAGGAAAACUGCAUGCCCCUAAACUAAGGUCUGGGACACCCCUAAUGAGCAUGUAUUAACCAGGCUCUUCUCGAAUUGACUACUUUUGUCUGCUGCGUAACGUAAAUUACAACCCCAUCCCUGAUUGAUUCACUUUGCCUGCGAGGUGUGUAUUAAUAUUCUAUGAGGAUAUGAAAGCAAGCACGUAUUGAUCUGUUUCUAGACUAUAACCCUAGGUGCCCUUGAUAACCACACCACGGUAGAUUGAUUCAACAAAAGCCUAUCCCGUCCACUAUGCCAUACGGAACACCCACUUAUCAAUUUGACAAGUCGUCAAAAUGUUAAUUUUAAUGAUUGAAAAUCACUUACAUUCUCAUUAGGUUUAUGGGAUUAUGCUGCUCUUGCACAGUUUUUGUCUGUUUAAUCAAUGCACAUUUUAUGGGGCAGUGUUAUUUACUUACGUGUCAGCAUUUCAAUUGGUAAUUAUUUUCGGAGAAGAAAUUGGUCGCAAGAUUUAAGAAAGCCGGGAAUAUUGGAAGGGAUUGGAAUCCUGUGGAUCUUAUUAAACAACAAAGGCCUCACCAAUGCUCUCCUCCUCCUGGUCCCAUGUUGUCUGUCUGUCAUAGCAUUGUAGUGUGAUUUUGUAAUCUUUUUUAGAAGCUACCUCUCAUGAGGUUGGCCAGACUCGUUAGAGAGAAGCUGACAAGAUGAUAUGCAUUUAUAAUAAGUUUACAGUCAAAAGCCCCUAUUCAUAAAGCAUGUCAAAGUGCUGAUCUAAGAUCAGUUUUUGUCUUUUAGAUCAUAAUGAAUAAGAUUACAUGGACAGGGGGAGGGAGGAUCCUAGAUCAGCAUUCUUACUCUGAGAUGAUUUAUGAAUACAGGCCCAGUAAGUCCUCUUUCUCUCCCAUGCUGUUCCUCAGAGCCGGAGCAUGAGCUGUUUCUGGUGUACGGUAAAGGUCGCCCAGGGGUCAUCAGAGGGAUGGACAUGAAUGCUAAGGUCCCAGACGAGUACAUGAUCCCUAUAGAGAACCUGAUGAACCCCAGAGCCCUUGACUUCCACUCAGAGAGUGACUUCAUAUAUUUUGCCGACGCCACCAGCUACCUCAUCGGCCGCCAGAAGAUCGACGGUACAGAAAGGGACACCAUUCUGAAGGAAGGUACGGUAACUGCACUCCAUGUUGGCCAUUUUCGGGAAUCAUUACUGUAAUAGGGAGUAGCCAUUUAGGCUCCAAAACAAUGCUAGCACCUUGUCAGGUGCUGUUGUGAGGGUAGAUGUGGUCAUUUUAGCUCAGUUUGUCCAGUUUUGUUGUGUAUAAUAGGGCGACUGGCCUCUCACCACCAGUUCCUCUGUGUUCCAGGGAUCCACACAGUAGAGGGUAUAGCGGUGGACUGGAUGGCUGAUAACCUGUACUGGACGGACGAUGGGCCCAAGAAGACCAUCAGUGUGGCCAGGCUGGAGAAGGCCUCCCAGACUCGCAAGACUCUCAUCGACGGCAAGAUGACCCACCCCCGCGCCAUCGUAGUGGACCCCCUACAUGGGUAAGAGACUGAGAGAGGGAGGGAUGGUGGGAGAGAGAUGAAAGGAAGAUAAGGGUUUCAGAUUGGUCUUUAGACUGUUAAGAAGCAACUUUAAAGUUUGGUGUGGGUUGGAUGUGUGGGAGAGGUUAGGUAAAAGUUGUUUUGUGUGAGGCGGUAGAUUUUAAUGUGAUUCAGAAUGUGUUUGUGUGUGGUGGGAGUAUUCAAUUCGCUUCUUAAUAGAUUAUUUUGAUAUUCUAAUGAGCCUCUCCCAUGUGUGUGUGAUGUGGCUGGGAGAUGAUUGGAAAGUUGACCCUGGGGGGUGUGGGUUAGUGUGUGUGUGUGUGUGUGUGUGUUGGUGUUUAGAGUACGUGCAUACAAAAUGUACAUGCACAUGUGUACAAGUGUGUGGGUCAGAAAAGAGCAGAUGGUCAUCUGUCGAUAAUAGCCUCCUGUCACUGAGCCCCCACUGUCCCCUCAUGGCCCUUCAAAACAAUUCUACCCCUCUCAACCCUCUCGUGUGUGCACACAUAAUAUAAUUAAGCAAUAAGGCAUAUACCACAAACCCCCGAGGUGCCUUAUUGCUAUUAUAAACUGGUUACCAAUGUAAUUAGACCGGUAAAUAUUUUGUUUUUGUCAUACCCGUGGUAUAUGGUCUGAACAAAUCACAUUUUAUUUUUCACAUGGCCGAAUACAACAGGUGUAGACCUUACAGUUAAAUGCUUACUUACAAGCCCUUAACCAACAAUGCAGUUUUAAAGAAAAAUAAAUGUUAAGUAUAAAAUUGCUAAGUAAAAAAUAAUUAAAGAGCAGCAGUAAAAUAACAGUAGCGAGGCUAUAUACAGGGGGUACCGGUACAGAGUCAAUGUGCGGGGGCACAGGUUAGUCGAGGUAAUUGAGGUAAUAUGUACAUGCAGGUAGAGUUAAAGUGACUAUGCAUAGAUAAUAAACAGAGAGUAGCAGCAGCGUAAAAGAGGGGGUGGGGGGGACCAAUGCAAAUAGUCCGGGUAGCCAUUUGAUUAGCUGUUCAGGAGUCUUAUGGCUUGGGGGUAGAAGCUGUUAAGAAGCCUUUUGGACCUAGACUUGGCGCUCCGGUACCGCUUGACGUACGGUAGCAGAGAGAACAGUCUACUAGGGUGGCUGGAGUCUUUGACAAUUCUUAGGGCCUUCCUCUGACACCACCUGGUAUAGUGGUCCUGGAUGGCAGGAAGCUUGGCCCCAGUGAUGUACUGGGCCAUACGCACUACCCUCUGUAGUGCCUUGCGCUCGGAGGCCGAGUAGGUGCCAUACCAGGCAGUGAUGCAACAAGUCAGGAUGCUCUCGAUGGUGCAACUGUAGAACUUUUUGAGGAUCUGAGGACCCAUGCCAAAUCAUUUCAGUCUCCUGAGGGGUAUAGGCUUUGUCGUGCCCUCUUUACGACUAAUUUGGUGUGUUUGGACCAUGAUAGUUUGUUGGUGAUGUGGACACCAAGGAACUUGAAGCUCUCAACCUGCUCCACUACAGCCCCGUCGAUGAGAAUGGGGGGUGUGCUCGGUCCUCUUCUUUUUCCUGUAGUCCACAAUCAUCUCUUUUGUCUUGAUCACGUUGAGGGAGAGGUUGUUAUCCUGGCACCACACGGCCAGAUCUCUGACCUCCUCCCUAUAGGCUGUCUCAUCGUUGUCGGUGAUCAGGCCUACCACUGUUGUGUCGUCAGCAAACUUAAUGAUGGUGUUGGAGUCGUGCCUGGCCAUGCAGUCAUGGGUUAACAGGGAGUACAGGAGGGGACUGAGCACGCACCCCUGAGGGCCCCCUGUGUUGAGGAUCAGUGUGGCAGAUGUGUUGUUACCUACCCUUACCACCUGGGGGUGGCCCGUCAGGAAGUCUAGGAUCCAGUUGCAGAGGGAGGUGUUUAGUCCCAGGGUCCUUAGCUUAGUGAUGAGCUUUGAGGGCACUAUGGUGUUGAACGCUGAGCUGUAGUCAAUGAAUAGCAUUCUCACACAGGUGUUCCUUUUGUCCAGGUGGGAAAGGGCAGUGUGGAGUGCAAUAGAGAUUACAUCAUCUGUGGAUCUGUUGGGGCGGUAUGCAAAUUGGAGUGGGUCUAGGGUUUCUGGGAUAAUGGUGUUGCUGUGAGCCAUGACCAGCCUUUCAAAGCACUUCAUGGCUACAGACGUGAGUGCUACGGGUCGGUAGUCAUUUAGGCAGGUUACCUUAGUGUUCUUGGGCACAGGGACUAUGGUGGUCUGCUUGAAACAUGUUGGUAUUACAGACUCAGUCAGGGACAGGUUGAAAAUGUCAGUGAAGACACUUGCCAGUUGGUCAGCGCAUGCUCGGAGUACACAUCCUGGUAAUCUGUCUGGCCUUGCGGGCUUGUGAAUGUUGACAUGUUUAAAGGACUUACUCACAUCGUCUACGGAGAGCGUGAUCACACAGUCGUCCGGAACAGCUAAUGCUCUCAUGCAUGCUUCAGUGUUGCUUUCCUCGAAGCGAGCAUAUAAGUAAUUUAGCUCGUCUGGUAGGCUCGUGUCACUGGGCAGCUUGCCUUUUGUAGUCUGUAAUAGUUUGCAAGCCCUGCCACAUCCAACGAGCGUCGGAGCCGGUGUAGUACGAUUCAAUCUUAGUCCUGUAUUGACGCUUUGCCAGUUUGAUGGUUCGUCGGAGGGCAUAGCGUGAUUUCUUAUAAACGUCCGGGUUAGUCCCGUUCCUUGGAAGCGGCAGCUCUACCUUUUUAGCUCAGUGCGGAUGUUGCCUGUAAUCCAUGGCUUCUGGUUGUGGUAUGUACGUACAGUCACUGUGGGGACGACGUCAUUAAUGCACUUAUUGAUGAAGCCAGUGACUGAUGUGAUGUACUCCUCAAUGCCAUCGGAAGAAUCCCAGAACAUAUUUCGGUCUGUGCUAACAAAACAGUCCUGUAGCUUAGCAUUUGCGUCAUCUAACCACUUCUUUAUUGACAGAGUGACUUGUGCUUCCUGCUUUAGUUUUUGCUUUUAAGCAGGAAUCAGGAGGAUAGAGUUAUGGUCAGAUUUGCCAAAAUAAUUGCGAGGGAGAGCUUUGUAUGCGUCUCUGUGUGUGGAGUAAUGGUGGUCUAGAGUUUUUUUUCCCUCUGGUUGCACAUUUAAUAUGCUGGUAGAAAUUAGGUAAAACAGAUUUAAGUUUCCCUGCAUUAAAGUCCCCGGGCACUAGGAGCGCUGCCUCUGGAUGAGCGUUUUCCUGUGUGCUUAUGGCCUUAUACAGCUCAUUGAGUGCGGUCUUAGUGCCAGCAUCGGUUUGUGGUGGUAAAUAGACAGCUACUAAUUAGUCUACAGCUUAUCAUGAGAUACUCUACCACAGGCGAGCAAAACUUUGAGACACUAACUGUAAGUCUCUCUGGAUAAGAGCGUCUGCUAAAAUGACUAAAAUGUAAAAAUGUGCAUCAGCUGUUGUUUACAAAUAUACACAGACCGCCACCCCUUGUCUUUCCGGAGGCAGCUGUUCUGUCUUGCCGAUGCAGUGUAUAUCAUGCCAGCUGUAUGUUCUCCAUGUCGUCGUUCAGCCACGACUCGUGAAACAUAAGAUAUUAUAGUUUUUAAUGUCCCGUUGGUAGGAUAUCCGUGAUCUUAGUUAAUCUAUUUUGUUAUCCACGGCUUUCAGCCAAUCAGCAUCCAGGAGCCAAACUACCUGGUUUAUAAUAUAAUAUGACAUUUAGCAGAUGCUUUUAUCCAAAGCGACUUAGUCAUGCGUGCAUACAUUUACUUAUGGGUGAUCCCGGGAAUCGAAUACACUACCUGGAGUUGCAAGCGCAAUGCUCCACCAACUGAGCUACAAUGGACUGGGCACCUCGGGUGCUCGCUCAAAUCGGUCUUAAUCUGUGUGUGACUCUUCAUGUUGAUGUAACCUACUCUGGCCCGCUCCCUAGAGCAACACACACACACACAUUAGAUUGGCCGUGACAGAGAGACGUGCAUCCACACACUCUCCUGGAGUAGCACUCACCUCCACUAAGUCCUGUAAUCAAUCAGCUAGCCAUUGAGGGAGAGAGAGAGAAAGAUACAUAGGGAGAAGGGGGGAGAGAGAGAGAGAGAGAGAGAGAGAGAGAGAGAGAGAGAGACAAGGAGAUGAGAGUGAGAUGGAUUGAACCCGAGGGAGAAGUAGGGUGAAAGAGGGGGAAGGAGAUGUAAAGAUGAGAGGUAGAGACAGGUAGAGGGAAUGAGUCUAAAAGGGGAAAGCGAGAGAGGGAGGGAGAAAUUGAUUGAGUCAGACUGUCACUCAUACUACAGUGUGAUGAGGAGAGGUGGGCUGGUGUUAAAUAGUUGUUUAACAGACGAUAUUGGACUUGGUCAUAGUGGUGGCUGGCUGGCUGGUUCGAUAGUCCUGUGGUGUCCAUCUAUCAGGGGCCUUGACAGACAGCUCCAAUCUGGAGAGAAUGUCAUUAGUCCGUAUAUUCACAGCCAGACUAGGAGACCCUUCACUGUGGGGGUGGAGGGGGGUGGUUAAGAGACGUCAUUAUAGAAUGCUACUCGAUCAGAUGUCAGCUGGGGCAGAAUUGUCCAGUCACAACGGACCAAAACACUCACACAGACAUAUGCUCACCCACCCCUCCUCUCUCUCUUCCCAGGUGGAUGUACUGGACAGACUGGGAGGAAGACCCUAAGGAGAGUAAAAGAGGGAAGAUUGAGCGGGCCUGGAUGGAUGGUUCUAACAGGAAUGUGUUCCUGACCAGUAAGACAGUCCUGUGGCCCAACGGUCUGAGUCUGGACAUCCCACAGGGCAUUCUGUACUGGGUGGAUGCAUACUAUGACCGCAUCGAGAUGGUCUACAUUAACAACACUGAACGCAAGGUCAGUCAGACUGGUUACUAGCGCUAAACCUAACCCCAACCCUAACCCUACUAUGACUACAUAGAGAUAGUCUACCUCAACAACACUGACAAUGCCUGAAGUUGUCCAAUGAGAAAUUAUUGUUUUUGUUGCAAAAGGAUUUGUUACGGUGUGCACUAAUGAAUAUGACCUUGUGUUGUGCUGUCAGACGGUAUACGAGGGUCAGGAGUUGAACCACGCCUUCGGCCUGUGUCACUACAAACACUUCCUGUUCUGGAACGAGUACCGCAGCGGCAGCAUCUACAAACUGGACCAGGUCACCAGGACCGUCACCCUGCUCCGCAACGAACGGCCGCCCAUCUUCGAGAUCCGCAUGUAUGACGCCCAGCAGCAGCAAGGUACAGGACACUACACUCUGUCCAUCCAGCCACAACUCCCUCAAUCUAUCUAUAUAUCCAAUCAUUCAUCCAUCCAUCCCCCCCUAUUCAUCGCUUUUUUUUAUCGCUAUCUUUCUCAUAUCAGAUGACAGAUCUGCAGCUAGGUCUAAAUUGUAACUUGAGAUAUAAUGCAUUGGGAGAAAAUUAUGUGCACGUACAGUGCAUUCGGAAAGUAUUCAGACUUUUUCCACAUUUUGUUACAUUACAGCCUUAUUCUAAAAUUGAUUAAAUAUGUUUGUUUUUUCAUCAAUCUACACACACUACCCAAUAAUGACGAAGCAAAGAGGUUUUUAGAUUUUUUGGCAAAUGUAUAAUAAAUAAAAACACAGAAAUAUCUUAUUUACAUAAGUUCAGACCCUUUGCUAUGAAACUCGAAAUUGAGCUCAGGUGCAUCCUGUUUCCAUUGAUCCUACUUGAGAUGUAUCUACAACUGGAGUCCACCUGUGGUAAAUUAAAUUGAUUGGACAUUAUUUGGAAAGGCACACACCUGCCUAUAUAAGGUCCCACAGUUGCAUGUCAGAGCAAAAACCAAGCCAUGAGGUCGAAGGAAUUGUCCGUAGAGCUCCGAGACAGGAUUGUGUCGAGGCACAGAUCUGGGGAAGGGUACCAAAAAAUGUCUGCAGCAUUGAAGGUCCCCAAGAACACAGUGGCCUCCAUCAUUCUUAAAUGGAAGAAGUUUGUAACCAGCAAGACUUCCUAGAGCUGGCCGCCCAGCCAAACUGAGCAAUCGAGAGAGAAGGGCCUUGGUCAGGGAGGUGACCAAGAACCCGAUGGUCACUCUGACAGAGCUCCAGAGUUCCUCUGUGGAGAUUGGAGAACCUUCCAGAAGGACAACCAUCUCUGUAGCACUCCACCAAUCAGACCUUUAUGGUAGAGUGGCCAGACGGAAGCCACUCCUCAGUAAAAGGCACAUGACAGCCUGCUUGGAGUUUGCCAAAAGGCAACUAAAGACUCUUAGACCAUGAGAAACAAGACUCUCUGGUCUGAUGAAACCAAGAUUGAACUCUUAGGCCUGAAUGCCAAGUUUCACGUCUGGAAGAAACCUGGCACCAUCCCUACGGUGAAGCAUGGUGGUGGCAGCAUCAUGCUGUAGGGAUGUUUUUCAGCGGCAGGGACUGGGAGACUAGUCAGGAUUGAGCAUAGUACAGAGAGAUCCUUGAUGAAAACCUGCUCAGGACCUCAGACUGGGGGGAAGGUUCACCUUCCAACAGGACGAUGACCCUAAGCACACAGCCAAGACAACGCAGGAGUGGCUUCGGGACAAGUCUCUGAAUGUUCUUGAGUGGCCCAGCCAGAGCCCGGACUUAAACCCGACAUCUCUGGAGAGACCUGAAAAUAGCUGUGCAGCAACGAUCUCCAUCCAACCUGACAGAGCUUGAGAGGAUCUGCAGAGAAGAAUGGGAGAAACUCCCCAAAUACAGUUGUGCCAAGAUUGUAGUGUCAUACCCAAGAAGUCUUGAGGCUGUAAUCGCUGCGAAAGGUGCUUCAACAAAGUACUGAGUAAAGGGUCUGAAUACUUAUGUAAAUGUGAUAUUUCAGUUUUUUCUUUUUACUCAUUUGCAAAAAUGUCUAAACCUGUUUUUUCUUUGUCAUUAUGGUUUAUUGUGUGUAGAUUGAUGGAAAAAAAUGAUUUAACAAUUUUAGAAUAAGGCUGUAAUGUAACAAAAUGUGGAAAAAGUAAAGGGGUCUGAAUACGUUUCGAAUGCACUGUAUCUCCGAUACACAUUCAUUGCAUGCACAAACCCUUAUGUUCAGACACUAAUCUGUAUGUGUUUAUAAUCCCUCUCUCUCUGUCUCUCUCUGUCUCUCUCUGUGUCUCUCUCUGUGUCUCUCUCUCUCUCUGUGUCUCUCUCUCUCUCUCUCUCUCUGUGUCUCUCUCUCUCUCUGUGUCUCUCUCUCUCUGUCUCUCUCUCUCUGUGUCUCUCUGUCUCUCUCUCUCUGUGUCUCUCUGUCUCUCUCUCUCUGUGUCUCUCUGUCUCUCUCUCUCUGUGUCUCUCUCUCUCUCUGUGUCUCUCUCUCUAUGUGUCUCUCUCUCUCUGUGUCUCUCUCUCUCUGUGUCUCUCUCUCUCUGUGUCUCUCUCUCUCUCUCUCUCUCUCUCUCUCUCUCUCUCUCUCUCUCUCUCUCUCUCUCACUCUCUGUCUCUGUGUGUGUGUGCAGGUUCUAAUGCGUGUCGUGUGAAUAACGGGGGCUGCAGUAGUCUGUGUCUGGCCAUCCCUGAUGGGAGACAGUGUGCCUGUGCAGAGGACCAGCUACUAGAUGACAAAGACAACACCAGCUGUAAAGGUGAGAGGUCAGGAGUCAUGAAGCAAGGGCCACCUAUAGGAGAGCAGGCAUUUACGCUCAAUACAAAACUCCACAAUGUGUGUGUGUGCGCGUGUGUGAGAACUCAUGUGGAAGGGAAUUUUAUCACAUGCUACCGACAUCAGGGUUUAUAAAGAUUAGUUUAGAAUAAAACUGUAUUUCAAAGUUGAACUGUCAAAGUGUGUGUGUGUCUGUGUGAGAGAGGAAGAGAGAACAAAUGUGUGUGUAUAGUAUGCAAAUAGAAAUCCCUCUCACGCAUGGAGCAGUCAGUCCAGAUUUUGGGGGUGUGGAGGGGGGUGGGAUUAGGGGCUGACAGUAGGCUUGACGCGCGCACACACACUGGGCUCAUGUUGACUCACUGCUCUGACAGGGUUUGUAUUUGUUGUGGACUGCUGAUGUGACAGUGUAUUAGCUAGUAUCUCACUGUCCCGCUCCACUCAUUUAACUUUGUAGGUGAAAUGUGUUAUUUAAACGCUCAACUUCUCUCUCUUUCCAUGUCUAUCUCGUCCUCUGUCCCGCUCUCCCCCCUCUCCCUCCAGUCAACCCGUCCUACAUCCCUCCUCCUCAGUGUCAGCCAGGGGAGUUUGCCUGUAAGAACAACCGCUGUAUCCAGGAGCGAUGGAAGUGUGACGGUGACAAUGACUGUCUGGACAACAGCGACGAGGCCCCCGAGCUCUGCCGUGAGUACACACACACACACACACACACACACACACACACACACACACACACACACACACACACACACACAAUGAUUUUUAGAACCGCUACCUUUCCUUUGGUCUCUGUGCAGCUGGAGACAGAUGGCCUUUCAGUAUUUCAGUUUGACAGUCUGUUGAUGCCAGAAUGAAUUGAGAAACGACAGACAUUGUGUGUUUAUGUGGAGUUUGUAUUUGCACAUGCCUGCGGGAGCGUGUGUGUGUGUGUGUGUGUGUGUUUAUAAGAGUGUGCGUGCAUGUGUGUGUGUGAAGGAAUGUGGGAAUGUUGGUGGGUCUGGAAAAGCUCUCUGUCUGUGGUCAGACUGCAGACAGCCUCCAUUAGACUAGCCAGAGUCUGUCUGUCUGUGCCCUCUUACACUCUGUACCUCUGCUCUCCCCCUUCUAUCCUUUCUUCUUCAAUCCAUCCAUCCCUCCUUUUCAAUCCCCUACCUCCAUCAUUCCUUCUCUUUCCCUCCCUCUCUAACUCCAUCCCUCACUCCCUUCUCUUCCUCCAUCCCUCCCGCUCUCCCCCUCCAGACCAGCACACCUGUCCGACUGACAGGUUUAAGUGUCAGAACAACCGCUGUAUCCCUCUGCGCUGGCUGUGUGACGGAGACAACGACUGUGGCAAUGACGAGGAUGAGUCCAACACCACCUGUUCUGGUAGGACGAGGACACACACACUCACAGAUGUGCACACACGUAACACACACUCGUACACAUUCUUUUCUCUCUUUAUUUUUCUGGUUUGCUCUCUCUGUGUCUCUCUCUUUCUCUCUCUCUCUCUCUCUCUCUCUCUCUCUCUCUGUCUCAUACACAUCAUUCAGACAAUGGUUGUUUAGGGCUGACCUUUCUCUCAGCUUAGUCCAGUGUACAUGGACUGUAUCCACACAAUGCUCCAGAGAUCCUCAAAAUGCCAUUAGUCAUUUCCCAUGAAUCCAACUCCUGUUGUAAAAUUUCAAAGGGCAAUCUAAUAACAUCCUAUUGGAGUCAUUCUCCUGAGGAGAACUGUUUGGUAAUCUCAAUGCACCCCCCCUCCCCCCUCCCACUCCUACCGUUUCAGCUCGCACCUGCCCCCCCAACCAGUACUCGUGUGCCAGCGGUCGCUGUAUCCCCAUCUCCUGGACAUGUGACCUGGACGAUGACUGUGGGGACCGCUCUGACGAGCCUGCGUCAUGUGGUAGAUCACCUGCCUCACCUUUGACCCUUAUGUUUCUCUUAUGCUAUAACACACAGAAAAUGAAUCUUCCUCAGAAAAGACUAAACAUAAUACCCAUAUCACUGAAACCCAGGCUCAUAGGGCGGCCGGGAACUAUCACGGUUAUAGCUAUUAAAGUCGUAAGUUACUGUUGGGUUUUUUCUUAUGACACUAAGCACUCUGUCUUCCAUUCUCUCUCUCUGUCCAGCCUACCCCACCUGUUUCCCUCUCACCCAGUUCACCUGCAAUAACGGACGCUGCAUCAACAUCAACUGGCGCUGUGACAAUGGUGAGUGUCUCUCCUUCCUCUUCCUCCUACCGUGUGUGUACCUCUAGUCAUAGGCAGCUUUAUCACUGACUCGUUGCUACGCAUGUCAUUUGAUGUCCACAGGUCUUUCUUACUACAGCUUUCCUCUCUCUAUUUGGCAAGGAUGUUAGUGUGUCUGUUUCUUCUCCAUUGUCAUUGGCUCGUUGUGUUUGUUGUUGUUCCAUGCCUGUUUUUGUUGUGCUGUCCGCCCACUCCGCUGUCUCCGUUGGUUUCUUUGUUUCAGAAAAGGAUUGUGGGGACGGCUCUGAUGAGUUGAAUUGUCCGAACCCGACCGGUUAGUGCAUAGAUCAACAUGCAUCAUAGCCAGGGCUCGCUAGGGGGGCCAGAGGGGAGGGAGAGGGAGGGGCAGACCUGCUACUGUAGGGAGAACCAGGGCUGCUUUCCUUACUAACGGCAGCUUUACCCUUUAACAGUAGUUCAUUAUUAAUCUCACUAGAACGAUAAUGGAGGCUCUUACUGCUUCUACUCACUCACUUAAUGCAGGAGAAAGAGCUUUCCAUUGUAAUCGUAAUGGAAUGGACAAGAAUCAAAGAUAGAGAACAUUGGUUGUUCGGGGUGGUGGGUUAUUAUCAUUAUUAAACAACAAAGUCCAAUUGGACUCCACACUAUCUGUAGUAGUGUACUUACUGUCUAUAUUUAUCUGCCAGUGGACUCCAUUAAGGUUUAGUUACCAGACAAACCUCCCUGUUAGAAGUGCUUAGAUAAGGAAGUCAAUGGGGAAGCAUCUCCUCUGCUGCCAAGCUCAAUGUAUCAGUGCUGGGUACAUCCACUCAUGGUGCAUGGUAUGAUCUAUGCAGUUUCUGUGAUUAUUUUACUCUCUCUUCUCCUUUUCCUCACAUUUCAUUUACAAAUUAAUUUUACUAUUAAGUGUUUUGUAUGUGAGAAUGCAUUUUAUGUUAUGGAGAGUAAUGGAAAUUGCAUUAUGAACAAUAGUUGUAUAAAGGCUAUUUACUUUGUGUUACAAACAUUUUGUCUGAGUGAAGAGAGAACUGACAUUGACAUUGUUCUUCAUAACUAAUGUAAAUGACCAGGUACAUGAACAAUAACCUGGGAGAUCUGUUUUAGUCUUUCACUAUAGUCAGUCUGUGUUGUGUGUAUGAGCAGUGUGAGGUAGAGGUUUGACUGUGUUUGCCUUGCAGAUAAUGAUUGUGGGGACAACAGUGAUGAGGCAGGCUGCAGCCAUUCCUGCUCCAGCGCCCAGUUCAAGUGUAACAGCGGCCGCUGCAUCCCCGACUACUGGACCUGCGAUGGAGACAACGACUGUGGAGACUACAGUGACGAGACUCACGCCAACUGCACCAAUCAGGGUGAGUGUCUGCACUGUAGCCCACCAAUCGCUGUCUGUGAGAGCGUAACCCACCAAUCCUUGUAUGAACUCCUUAACUCGCCAAUCAUUGUGAGUGUUGACUCCAUGACCCACCAACCAGGGUGUGUCAGCUCCGUAACCCACCAUUCGCUGUCUGUGAGUGUCAACUAUGUAACGCACCAAUCAGGUGCCCUAUAUCUUACUGUAUGUGAGUGUCAGCUUCAUAACCCCACCAACCAUGAAAACAUAAUGCCAUAUUACUGUGUGCUAUAGGCCACCCAAAUGAAAGGGUUAGUCUACAACAGGCUGUGGGCUUCUAGAUGCAAUUACAUCAAAACACUACUUUACCCCAUCUCUCCCUCUAGUUUAUAAACCUGCUAGUAUCUCCUUCUAACAUAUAAUUAAGACUUGGGGAAACAAACUCACUAUUUAUACUCUAAACACUGUAUCUGAUUAUGUCCUGUGUUGUGUUGUUUAGUUGGUAGAGAAUUCUAGAAGGCCUCACCUGAAAUUAAGCUUUCCUGUUGUCAACUCCAAACCACUUUAUUACAUUUGUUGCGUAGGAUCUGAAACAAAAGAAACAAAGUCUUAGACGAGAAACAGACAAGUUAAAUAUUAUAGACUAUCAGGGGAAGUUUGGAUAAACAUAUCUUUAUCUGCCACUUACACUGUGGCCUGUAACCAGAGAACUAGGAACCCAGCCAGCCCGCUUCUCCCCCCCAUGUGGUGCUGGCUAAUGGGCUGGUCCGGGUUUGGCUCCCCCCGCGGGACACAGGGAGUGGGAGAAGCGGAAUCCUGAGGUUUUAAUGGAGGGCAGGCAGAUCACACAGGUCUUUUACACACAUACACGCACGUGCGCACAAGCUCACACGCAUACACACCUGCACAAUGAAACCUAACACAUUAUUACACAGACUUAGUCUCAUGCUCUUUCACACUCGCACAGCCAUUUUGGAGCACACUAUUUCCAUUUAUCAAAAAUAAACCUACACUUUGGCGUGACACGUGAAACUUGUGAAUACACACACACUGCUGUGACAGCCAUUGACCGUUGAUGUCAGUCUUUCAAUGAAUUCCGUAAUCACCGAUGCCAUUGAUGGUUUUAUUGGUCAUCCACUGGAGCAUGGCCUCUGCGUGAAAGCUGUACCCUUCAGUGCUCUGCAUCACCCUGGCAUUGUGGCACUGCCAACCCUUGACUCGUCGGCGUCUUUGGGUCAUUGAUUUCCAUUCAUUUAGCCAUGACAGGUUGUUAGUGAAUGUCAGCAUUUUGUUAAUGAUGUGAUUUGAUGUAUUGUGUGUGAAUGAAGCACGUCAUCUUUGUCUCAUGGCAUUGUCAAGCUUCUGCCCACUGUGAGUUCCACACACAUGCCAACACCUUAGCCUACUUUUGCCAUCUGGGUCUUUGUCUAUGCCAGAUGCCUGUUGGUUUUGCCAGUCCCUUUGAUUAUCCAUUGAGUGAAUAGUGGGUGAAUUGUGUCCAUCAUUGAAGCAUGAUGUUCUGUUCAAACUGAUACCCUGUGAUAAAGAGUGUCCUUGUUUCCCAUUGGAGCCCCACAGUGGGAGAAAGGAGAGGUAGUGAAUGACGCUGUGAGAGAUCUGUCCUAAUGUGGUUGAACUGUGAUUUUCUCACGAUCGCCAGUUACUCAGUUACUCCAACUCGGCAAACUCUUACAAAAUUAUGAAAACAGAUUAAUUAUAUAAACUGCAGGGCCCUUAGAUUUUCCUGACAAUGUGACCUGACCAGAGAAAAGUUAUAGCUUAUAACAAGGGCCCAGAGUUUUACCUGGUCAUUUCACAUGGUCAGUAAAAACUCAGGGCCCUAAAUAUCUCUGAUGUUUUAAUACGUUUCCAUUUCUGGAAAUGUUUGUUUCAGUGUUAUGGUAGUGAUAUAACUCUCUCUCUCGCGCUCUCCCGCACUCCCUCUCUUUCCCACUCUCUCCCUCUCUCUCCCGCACUCUCCCUCCCAAGCCACGCGUCCCCCUGGCGGCUGUCACACGGAUGAGUUCCAGUGUCGUAUGGACGGCCUGUGCAUCCCUAUGCGCUGGCGCUGCGAUGGAGACACAGAUUGCAUGGACCUGAGCGAUGAGAAGAACUGCGAAGGUGUCACACACAUGUGUGACCCCGCCGUCAAGUUUGGUUGUAGAGACUCUGGUGAGGAGACUGGGGGAAUGGGGAUGGUUGUGUCACAGUAAUAAGGAUGAAAUUAGGGGAGUUUAAAUGAAAGGGGGAAAGAAUGAAUGAAUUGGAGAUUUGCCGGUUGAAAAACAUAAAUGUAACAGUAUUGAAAUGGAUAGCGCAGGAUUAUCUGGUGGAGAUGAAGGACUGCAUUUGGUUUUAGCUGCAUUUUUGUUAUUGUGGACUGUAUCUGCCUGUAACGUCAGACUUCUGAACUUUGCCCUCUGACCUAUCCCUAGCCCGCUGUAUCAGUAAGGCCUGGGUGUGUGACGGGGACAGUGACUGUGAGGACAACUCAGACGAGGACAACUGUGAGGCGUUGGUGUGUAAGCUCUCCCACCAUGUGUGUGCCAACGACUCCACCAUCUGUCUGCCUGCUGAGAAGCUUUGUGACGGCACUGACGACUGCCCUGACGGCUCUGACGAGAAACUCUGUGGUAAGACCUGCUGCUACUAAAGACUACAUUACCCAGGAUGCACUGGGAAGUAGGACAGGGAUCCCACCGCUGACACCAACGGGCCAGAGUAAAACCUGGAAUAUUGCACAAGUUGAGCUGUUAUGACUGUUUAUGAUACCUGUUAUGUCAUUAUUAUUACAAUGUUGUUUAUUCCGCAUGAGAGAGAGCUCAAGAACAGUGUUGGCUCAUUGUUCUUGUUCAGUGUCACCUCCUCCUGUAACACCCAUCCCUAUUUUUCCCAUUUUCCCUGCAGACCUGUGCUCGCUGGAUAACGGCGAUUGCAGCCAUAACUGUACGGUAGCCCCCGGUGAGGGCGUGGUGUGUUCCUGCCCCCUGGGCAUGGAGCUGGGCUCCGACAACAAGACCUGUCAGAUCCAGAGCUUCUGCGCCAAACACCUCAAGUGUAGCCAGCGCUGUGAGCAGGACAAGUUCAGUGUCAAGUGUUCCUGCUAUGAGGGUUGGGAGCUGGAGGCUGAUCAGGAGAACUGCAAGAGCACUGGUGAGGAGGGGGUGUUGGAGGAGAUGUGGAGAGGGAGGGAGGGAGGAAAGGAGAGGGUGGUGGAAGGCUUUGAGAGAAAGAGGGAAUGGAAGAGCAGGGGAGGUUAAAGGGUGGCAAACUGGGAAGGAGAGAAGUACAUUUUAGUAAUUUAGCAGACGCUCUUAUCCAGAGCGACUUACAGUUAGUGAGUGCAUACAUUUUCAUACUGGUCCCCCGUGGGGUAUUCUUGUACAUAUGACUAAUAAAACUUGACAAAAGGAUAUUCAUGAUCUGAUUUCUGGGCAUCAGUCAACAAUGAAAUAACAUUGUAGAAAACGUAAAUAAGUAUUCAGCAACCGUAACAAAAGGAAACCAAAUGUCCAACUUUGUAGUUCAGGUCACUCACUAGAGAGGGAUAUGGUCAGAAAUUGUGGUUUGGAGUGAAAUGGGAGAGAACAGAGGGAAGCUGUGAAUUCAGGAUUAUGAGAAUGAAAGACACUUGCACAGAGGAUGAGGUGUUUCAACAUGAUGGAUGUGGGGAGAGUCAAAGUGAAAGAGGGGAUUGGGGUUUAGGAUCUGCGAGGGGAGGAGGAAAAGGAAACUGUACAGUACAUUUCCAGGAAGUGUUGUGGUUUUUGUUCAGGGGAUAGAGAGAGCGAAUGAGGUGAGUGAGUAGGAGAGAGAGGAUGGGGUGUAUUGGCAGGAAGCUGGGUGGUUUCAGUGGUCCCACCAAGCCAAACUGUGACUGGGAGCUGAUACCACCGCUAUGGACAAGAAACAAAGUGUGGGAGAGGAGGAAGGAGGCUAGAGGCGGUGUUCACAUGAGGAUGAGAAGAGAGCUGGAGGGAAGACUAGGGAUUUAAGAACAGAAGGAGGACAGGCAGUUUCGAGAGGGAGAGAAGAAACUAGAAAAGGGGACAUGAGAAUAGUUGGGGGGCUUGUAGCUGUGAGAGUUGGAUAGAGAGAAAGGGAUUAGGAGAUGAGUAGAGUAGAGUAGAAGACUAACAAGAAAGAAGAGGAGGUAGAUUGAGGGAAGUUGGGGAACUUGUAGUUAUGGGAAAAGUUGGCAUUGAGGGGAAAAAGGAGGAGGGAUAAAUAGAACAAGAGGAAGGGGUAGGGAAAACUCAUGGAAGAAGAACACUGUUACCCACAUAUAUACUCAAGGCUGUAUCCUCCUCAUAGAAUCUAGCCACUGACUCAAAUAAAGCUGCAUAUAAUUCAGCCCUGCACCCACAGCGACAGUCAGAGUUACACACAACACAUCCAUUCAUCACACUGUCUGUCAGCUGGAGAUAACUCUCCUCCAUCCAUUUAAUACAUACAGGCUUUUAAUUACCAGGGAUUAGACAGGGUUCCUAACUACAGUUGAAGUUGGAAGUUUACAUACACCAUAGCCAAAUACAUUUAAACUCAGUUUUUCACAAUUCCUGACAUUUAAUCCUAGUAAAUAUUCCCUGUCUUAGGUCAGUUAGGAUCACCACUUUAUUUUAAGAAUGUGAAAUGUCAGAAUAAUAGUAGAGAGAAUUAUUUAUUUCAGCUUUUAUUUCUUUCAUCACAUUCCCAGUGGGUCAGAAGUUUACAUACACUCAAUUAGUAUUUGGUAGCAUUGCCUUUAAAUUGUUUAACUUGGGUCAAACGUUUCGGGUAGCCUUACACAAGCUUCCCACAAUAAGUUGGGUGAAUUUUGGCCCAUUCCUCCUGACAGAGCUGGUGUAACUGAGUCAGGUUUGUAGGCCUCCUUGCUCGCACACGCCUUUUCAGUUCUGCCCACACAUUUUCUAUAGGAUUGAGGUCAGGGCUUUGUGAAGGCCACUCCAAUACCUUGACUUUGUUGUCCUUAAGCUAUUUUGCCACAACUUUGGAAGUAUGCUUGGGGUCAUUGUCCAUUUGGAAGACCCAUUUGCGACCAAGCUUUAACUUCCUGACUGAUGUCUUGAGAUGUUGCAUCAAUAUAUCCACAUAAUUUUCCUUCCUCAUGAUGCCAUCUAUUUUGUGAAGUGCACCAGUCCCUCCUGCAGCAAAGCACCCCCACAGCAUGAUGCUGCCACCCCCGUGCUUCACGGUUGGGAUGGUGUUCUUCGGCUUGCAAGCAACCCCCUUUUUCCUCCAAACAUAACGAUGGUCAUUAUGGCCAAACAGUUCUAUUUUUGUUUCAUCAGACGUGAGGACAUUUCUCCAAAAAGUAAGAUCUUUGUCCCCAUGUGCAGUUGCAAACCGUAGUUUGGCUUUUUUAUGGCGGUUUUGGAGCAGUGGCUUCUUCCUUGCUGAGCGGCCUUCAGGUUAUGUCGAUAUAGGACUCGUUUUACUGUGGAUAUAGAUACUUUUGUACCUGUUUCCUCCAGCAUCGUCACAAGGUCCUUUGCUGUUGUUCUGGGAUUGAUUUGCACUUUUCGCACCAAAGUACGUUCAUCUCUAGGAGCCAGAACGCGUCUCCUUCCUGAGCGGUAUGACAGCUGCGUGGUCCCAUGGUGUUUAUACUUGCAUACUAUUGUUUGUACAGAUAAACUUAGUAUCUUCAGGCGUUUGGAAAUUGCUCCCAAGGAUGAACCAGACUUGUGGAGGUCUACAAUUCUUUUUCUGAGGUCUUGGCUGAUUUAUUUUGAUUUUCGCAUGAUGUCAAGCAAAGAGGCACUGAGUUUGAAGGUAGGCCUUGAAAUACAUCCACAGGUACACCUCCAAUUGACUCAAAUGAUGUCAAUUAGCCUAUCAGAAGCUUCUAAAGCCAUGACAUCAAUGAUAUGAGAGACCAUGUGAGGAUAUGAUAGAGCCAAGUGACUUGGUGUAUAGAGAGAAUAGAGGGCCUAGAACUGAGCCCUGGGGGACACCAGUGGUGAGAGCACGUGGUGCGGAGACAGUUUCUCGCCACGCCACCUGGUAGGAGCGACCUGUCAGGUAGGACGCAAUCCAAGAGUGAGCAGCGCCGGAGAUGCCCAACUCGGAGAGGGUGGAGAGGAGGAUCUGAUGGUUCACAGUAUCAACGGCAGCGGAUAGGUCUAGAAGGAUAAGAGCAGAGGAGAGAGAGUUAGAUUUAGCAGUGCGGAGAGCCUCCGUGACACAGAGAAGAGCAGUCUCAGUUGAAUGACCAGUCUUGAAACCUGACUGGUUGGAUCAAGAAGGUCAUUCUGAGAGAGAUAGCAGGAGAGUUGGCUAGAGACGGCACGCUCAAGAGUUUUGGAGAAAAAAGAAAGAAGGGAUACUGGUCUGUAGUUGACAUUGGAGGGAUCGAGUGUAGGUUUUUUGAGGAGGGGUGCAACUCUCGCUCUCUUGAAGAUGGAAGGGACAUGGCCAGCAGUCAAGGAUGAGUUGAUGAGCGAGGUGAGGUAAGGGAGAAGGUCUCCGGAAAUGGUCUGCAGAAGAGAGGAGGGGAUAGGGUCAAGCGGGCAGGUUGUUGGGCGGUCGGCCGUCACAAGUCGCAAGAUUUCAUCUGGAGAGAGAGGGGAGAAAGAAGUCAAAGCAUAGGGUAGGGCAGUGUGAGCAGGACCAGCGGUGUCAUUUGACGUAAUAAAUGAGGAUCGGAUGUCGUCAACCUUCUUUUCAAAAUGGUUGACGAAGUCAUCCACAGAGAGGGAUGAGGGAGGGGGAGGAGGAGGGGGAUUCAUCAUUCAUCAAGGAGGAGAAGGUGGCAAAGAGCUUCCUAGGGUUAGAGGCAGAGGCUUGAAAUUUAGAGUGGUAGAAAGUGGCAACAGAGGAAGAGAAUGUAGAGAGGAGGGAGUGAAAAGAUGACCGGUCCGCAGGGAGUCUAGUUUUCAUCCAUUUCCGCUCGGCUGCCCGGAGCCCUCUUCUGUGAGCUCGCAAUGAGUCGUCAAGCCACGGAGCAGGAGGGGAGGACCGAGCUGGCCGGGAGGAUAGGGGACAUAGAGAGUCAAAAGAUGCAGAAAGGGAGGAGAGGAAGGUUGAGGAAGCAGAAUCAGGAGAUCGGAGGGAGAAGGAUUUAGCAGAGGGAAGAGAUGAUAGGAUGGAAGAGGAGAGAGUAGCGGGAGAGAGAGAGCGAAGGUUGCGACGGCACAUUACCAUCGGAGUAGGGGCAGAGUGAGUAGUGUUGGAGGAGAGCGAGAGAGAAAAGGAUACAAGUGGUCGGCGACUUGGAGGGGAGUUGCAGUGAAUGAAAUGAACUAAACAUCUGGGAAAGCGAGAAAGCGGGGCCUCCCUCACUUACGUUUCACUGAAACACUCAAAUAUAACUCUCCCAACUUCCACUUUAGAAAUUAUAAUUGUUGUAAACUACAGCGGUUCAAUGUUUUCUAGGAAUAGACUCUAACUUAGUUUAUUCAGCUAGCUAACUUGUUACAGUAUUCUUCCGUGAAAACCGUCCAGGUCACCGAAUCCUAUGACGCCAUAGCCAACUAGCAUGCCAGCCUCCAAUAACACGGUUUAGCACCAAUACUCGGUUACAACAAACCAUUGUGUUAACACGGCAAACAGAUCAUUUGUGUCCGUGUCUAAAAGUUUGGGUUAGUUUUGACAGUUUGAGUGAGUACGUCGUCAACUUAUUCAGCCAGUUACUUAGCUAGAAUAGUUAGCAUACUAGCUAGCCAUUGCUCUCUGCCAACGAACCACCCCUCCUCCGACGGCACGAAACACACAGAGAGAGCCAAGCUAACGUUAACUAGUCACCCAUGUCCCGAAUUCCCUUGAACGACUCUUGUUACCAGUAUGUAAAAACAAAACAAAAAUAAAUGUAGGUUAUAACUUACCCUUAGUAGCUACUGUUAGCCAGUUAAGUACAACGCUAGCCACUGAAUCGAUUCAGCCAGUACGCGUCUCCCGCUAGAGAAGACACAACCUCACUGACACAACCCCUUCACUACAGUAGUGUUUAGUUACUGGAUUUUAGUCAUGACCAGGCAAACUGAAAUAAUGGAAGGCAUUUACUGUUAAAGCUGUUAAUUUCUACUUUGAAUAAGUUGAAACCCAGACCCAAGCCUUGGGAGGAAACAUUCCUCAAUUUGCAGCCUUUUCUUACUACAUUACCCAGGAUGCACUGGGUGCAAAGUAGAUACAGGGAUCCCAACGCUGCCACCAACAGGCACCAGUACAUCACCAUGAUCAUGUAAUCUCCUGUCUUCACCUCAGAUCCCUUCAAGCCCUUCAUCAUCUUCUCCAACCGCCAUGAGAUCCGUCGUAUCGACCUGAACAAGGGAGAGUUCAGCGUGCUGGUGCCUGGCCUGAGGAACACCAUCGCCCUGGACUUCCACCUCGCAGAGAAUGCUCUCUACUGGACCGACGUGGUGGAGGACAAGAUCUACCGCGGCAAACUGUCCGAGAACGGAGGUGAAUGUCUUUUACUACACACAUAAUGUAUACGGACUCAGAAUGUCCUCAUUCAAGUCCACUUUCACAUUCAUGCACACUCACUAUACUGAAAGGUAUGCUUUGGAUUUCUCCACUUUUUAGCUCUAGUUUGUGCAUAGGCAUUGAGACCAACAGCACACUUCUUUGUCUUUUGUGGAGUACUCCAACUUCCAUGAUUUCCCAAUUGCCUUCGCAGUGGGGAAUUCUGGGAAUAGUAGCUGUACUGUGUUGUGCAGCCUGCAGGCCUACAGCUGCUGAGGAGAAGCAACUGGUAAAUAACAAAGCAGAUGGUCCAGCUCCAUGCCGAAAGACAAAACAAAUCAAUCAAAACCACACUGUCACCUUCCAAACAGGCAAAGCCAAUCAAUCAAAACUAAACAGCUACCUUCAAAAAGGCAAAACCAAUCAAUCAACGACAAUCUAUAGAGCAGACGAGGCCCUCUCAUUACAGUAGGGAGGCAUAAUGAGCGUGUGUGUGUGUCUACUCCAGUCAGGAUAAUGACUAAUAAUUAGACCGUUCUCUCUGAUUAGGGACCUGGAAUGGAAAAAUGAAUGGGUGAGAGAGGGGGAUGAAAACAAUUGUUUCUUCUCCUCUCUUCUUUUAUUUGUACUGGCGCCUCAUGUCAUGUUGUUUGCUUAGGCUCAAACAGGAGUAGGAUGCAUCCUGUCAGUCGUAGGGAGAGUCGUGGCUGUGUAGGUGGCAUUAUUAGAUACGCUUGGGCUGCAUUGGCAUUACAAAAAGUCACUGUGAUUGAUGUUCAUGGUACUGGUAAGACACUUCGACAACUUUAAUGACAAAAAUUGAAUAGGUUUACAGAAAGGGGGAAUGAUCACAGCAAAGCUUCACAAUCAAAUUAACCACAACCUCUCCAUUCCUCCCUCUCUUCCUCCUCCCUCUCCCUCCCCCUCCAGCUCUGACCAGUUUUGACGUGGUGAUCCAGUAUGGCUUGGCCACUCCAGAGGGUCUGGCGGUAGACUGGAUAGCAGGGAACAUCUACUGGGUGGAGAGUAACCUGGACCAGAUAGAGGUGGCCAAGCUGGACGGAACCAUGAGGACCACCCUGCUGGCUGGGGAGGUGGAGCACCCCCGGGCCAUCGCCCUGGACCCCCGCUACGGGUGAGAACCAGCACACUGCUGGAAAUGGGUUAGCCUGGUCCCAGAUCGGCUGGUUCUGUGUUGCUAACUCCUAUGUUGACAAUGACCAUAGGAGUUGGAAAGGCAGCACAAACCUAUCUGGGACCAGGCUAGGAUGGAGUAUACACAUGGCUUAAAACUGGGUCUUGACUUCGGUCAUUGGUUUUGGGUUUACUGGACCAGAUAAUUGAAGUUAAAGCCCCCCCCCCCCCCCCCCCCCUCUUAUCUCUGUAGGAUUCUGUUCUGGACGGACUGGGAUGCCAGUAUGCCAAGGAUCGAGGCAGCUUCUAUGAGUGGCGAGGGGAGGAGGACCAUCCA
Coregonus sp. 'balchen' is the source of this 34514-nucleotide messenger RNA. The record is from the annotation of a GenBank genome assembly. NCBI's taxonomy places the organism in Eukaryota, Metazoa, Chordata, Actinopteri, Salmoniformes, Salmonidae.